This is a messenger RNA of Linum trigynum, 204 nucleotides long. NCBI's taxonomy places the organism in Eukaryota, Viridiplantae, Streptophyta, Magnoliopsida, Malpighiales, Linaceae. The record is from the annotation of a GenBank genome assembly.
AUGAACAAGAAUGCUAGCCGUGUUGCUGUUGCAGCUUUCGCGGCGGGGACGAGGAGGAUCCCGAGAAAGAGAGGGCAGGUCAAGCUGAGAAUCGCAGCUGCUGCUAUUCACUCCAUUGUUUCUCUUCUCUCCAGAACAACUUCUUCUUCUACCUCUCCUGUUGGGAGCAGCAUCAGGAAGAAAUCAGCAUUGCCCCAAAGUUAA